Messenger RNA from Platichthys flesus (European flounder), 1366 nucleotides. It is a transcript of the gene tmem17, whose product is annotated as transmembrane protein 17. Gene Ontology annotation, cellular component: ciliary transition zone. Gene Ontology annotation, biological process: non-motile cilium assembly. Lineage: Eukaryota; Metazoa; Chordata; Actinopteri; Pleuronectiformes; Pleuronectidae. The coding region runs from base 830 to 1111 and encodes 93 amino acids. The transcript has 3 exons. The record is from RefSeq and is a predicted model, not a curated record.
GAUGUGAAAGAAUGUGAAUAUUUAAUUAAUCACUGAUUCAUUAUUACAACACUGCGAUAGUAUGAGCACCAGGGUUCUGAUCCUCUUUGGCCAAAGGAAGUAAAUACUAAUGUGAAACAAAUAUAAGUCAGAUCAAUGAAUUAAAAAGGAGGACAACAAAGCAGAGUUUGGGGGAAAUUAAGUUUAUCAAGUUUUCUUGCACAAAUGUCGUUUUAAAAGAGCAACUCCCAUUUUCCUGCAUAUUUGAUACACACUAUACAAAAAGCAUGUGUAAAGCAAAUGCAAAGUGAAAAAAUCACAAUUUCUUAUAUAUAUUUGAAGUUGAACAGUAUAACUCUGCUGUCUGUCACCAGAAACUUAAUUUUAAUCCUUACUAUUGAAAUCGAAAUGGCUCAUUGGCUGAAGCAGGUUACAGGCGACUAUCUGCAACAAAUUUUUGUCGACCAAAGUAGCGGAAACUAACCUGCUCUGGUUGAUAACUCACAAAUGGAAAUCCAAUAUUGGUUCUGAAGUCCUGAAACUAGUCUGUAAAACUUGUGGCUCCCAUUAUCCAACAAAUCCAAGUAUUUCAUUUAAAACAGCAAAAAAAUAAGGCUUCCCCCGUCACCAUGUCUCCAUUCAUUCACAACUAAACAGUGAACAGGUGACAAACCUUAUGCUUCAGCCACUGACGCCAACAAUAACACAGACGAAACCUGACUCCUACUACACAGGGGUUAUUUUUUUACUACUAACUUAAUUAAAACUGCACUGCUGUGAUUGGCCUCCCUCCCAGUAUCCUGCCUUGCCAGACUACUACAAGUUCAUCCUCGUGACCCUUCUCAUCCUGAUGACUCUGAUCGAGGCCAUCAGACUUUAUCUGGGUUAUGUCGGGAACCUGCAAGAAAAGGUCCCAGAGUUGGCUGGAUUCUGGCUGCUGAGCAUCCUGCUGCAGUCUCCUCUCAUCCUGUUUCAGCUCUUUAAUGAAGCCAUUCUCAUACAGCCCCUGGAGAGAGGAGUUCACAUAGUUCUUGCUAUAUUUGUACUCUCACAGGCCCUCUCUGGCUUUGUGGCGCUGCGGGACAUGGUUAAACACACAGAAAGCCAAUUUCACCUCCGACAGUUUGACUGAUUUCUGAAGCUCAGAUGUCUCAUGCCACAUCUGGACACACCUGGACAUGACAUCGCCUCUGAUACUCAAGGGUCUAACAAAAAUGAUGCGUCCUAUCUUUUUGAAUGACAUUUUACACGGGACACUUGCUGAGCACAGUUGUUGGCUGAAGAGAAAAACUUUUGUACCAUAUUUAUUUUUAUAUUUAACUCACAUUAUAUUUUUGCCUUGUUGUUAUUUUUUGUAGGGUGGCAAUAAAUAAAAUCCAGAUAACAU